AUGGGGUGGCGCAGUGGGGGCAGGGACGGUAGAAGGAAGCAAGUGAGUAGGGUGGGGGCAUGGGUGUGUGUGCAAGUAGCACCAGAUUUGGUAGGGAAGAACGAGAAGGUGGGGGCAUGGGCGGAUGAACCAGAAGCGGCAGGCACGGAAGGGAAGGACGAGGAGGUGGGAGCAAGGGCAGCAGCAGAAGGGGAAGAGAAGGACGAGAAGAAGGGGGCAGGGGCGUGUGGACUGGUAGCAGCCGGCGUGGAAGGGAAGAACGAGCAGGUGGGGGCGGGAGCGUGUGUAACAGCAGCAGCGAAGGUAGAGAAAAAGGAAGUGCAGGUGGGGGCGGGAGCGUAUGUAACAGCAUCAGCGAAGGUAGAGAAAAAGGAAGUGCAGGUGGGGGCGGGAGCGUAUGUAACAGCAGCAGCGAAGGUAGAGAAAAAGGAAGUGCAAGUGGGGGCGGGAGCGUGUGUAACAGCAGCAGCGAAGGCAGAGAAAAAGGAAGUGCAGGUGGGGGCGGGAGCGUGUGUAACAGCAGCAGCGAAGGUAGAGAAAAAGGGAGUGCAGGUGGGGGCGGGAGCGUGUGUAACAGCAGCAGCGAAGGUAGAGAAAAGGGAAGAGCAGGUGGGGGCGGGAGCGUGUGUAACAGCAGCAGCAAAGGUAGAGAAAAAGGAAGAGCAGGUGGGGGCGGGAGCGUGUGUACCAGCAGUAGCAGAGGCGGAAGGGAAGGACGAGAAGGGGAAGAAGUAG
Messenger RNA from Closterium sp. Naga37s-1, 735 nucleotides. The record is from the annotation of a GenBank genome assembly. Lineage: Eukaryota; Viridiplantae; Streptophyta; Zygnematophyceae; Desmidiales; Closteriaceae.